Molecule: messenger RNA, 1154 nt
Organism: Pelodiscus sinensis (Chinese soft-shelled turtle)
Lineage: Eukaryota; Metazoa; Chordata; Testudines; Trionychidae
Source: RefSeq, a predicted model, not a curated record
UCAGAGUUUAUACGACCACUGAAGAUAUCUAGGGACAAACCAGAACAAUUGUCUGUCAAACCUACUUUUCUAUCCAGGUCAAGAUCCAGCAGCUCAAGAUACAUAUAUGAUUCAGAUAUGGAUGAUGAACGGAAUUCCAAUACUUCAAAGCAAAGCAAAGUCCAUCUUUGCAUCGCCCAUUAUAGUUACAACCCGUUUGAUGGACCAAAUGAAAAUCCAGAAGCAGAGCUCCCUCUUACAGCAGGAAAAUACCUCUAUGUAUAUGGAGACAUGGAUGAAGAUGGCUUCUAUGAAGUGGUGAUGUGUCCGUCAGCAUCAGGAUGGCAUCUUUGCAGGGAUGUGAUCCAUUGGUGUUAUUCCUGGGGAAUUAAAGCAGAAGGCAGUAAAGGUGAACUUCUAGAUGGACAAAGAGGACUGGUCCCUUCAAACUUUGUGGAUUUUGUUCAAGAUAACGAGUCCUGUUUGUUGAGCACCUUAGGCAGCAAGCAGGAUCAGAAUUUUAUCAACCAUUCAGGUUAUGCUUUGGAUGGAGAUAGUCUACUGGAGAUCAAUCCACCAAGUCACAUAGAGUCCAGUGUAAUCAGCAAUGGCACAGGGACUCUUGAUAUGAACAUUGAUGAAAUUGGAGAAGACGUUGCGCCCUAUCCUAGAAAAAUAACCCUUAUUAAGCAACUAGCCAAAAGUGUUAUUGUGGGCUGGGAGCCACCAGUCGUGCCUCCUUGAUGGGGAACGAUUAACAGUUACAACAUCCUGGUUGACAAAGAAAUACGCAUGAAUGUGUCCUUGGGAAGCAGAACUAAAGCUCUUAUAGAAAAACUUAACAUUGCUACUUGCACAUACCGAAUAUCGAUUCAGAGCAUUACAAGCAGAGGUACUUCAGAUGAGCUGCACUUUGUUAGUUGGGAAGGAUGUCAUUGUGGCACCUUCACAUCUUAAGGUGGAUAACAUAACCCAGAUUUCUGCUGAGCUGUCCUGGCUUCCUACCAAUAGCAAUUACAGUCAUGUGAUCUUUCUGAAUGAAGAAGAGUUUGACAUUGUCAAGGCUGCUAGCUAUAGGUACCAGUUUUUUAAUUUGAAGCCCAGUAUAGCCUACAAGGUGAAGGUCAUGGCAAAGCCCCAUCAGAUGCCCUGGCAGCUUCCUCUGGAGCAACGGG